CGCAGAACAGCACAGGGAGACGACACAGCUACAAACGUACAUUAGAGUUGAGGUUAGAAGUAGAAGUUACUGUAUUUGAGCACAAUUUUAAGAUGUCAGAAGGAGUCUAUGAAAACUCAGAUGGAUUUGAAGACGAUGAGCCUGAUGUAAUGAAGAACACAGACAUCGAUGGCCAAAUAUAUUCCAAUGUAAGAGCCUUCAAGCCCAGUACAAGAGAUGGAAUUGUUGCUUCAGAGCCUGAUAGAUCAGGGAAGAGAUGCUUGCUAGUUGCUGCAGUGUUUCUGGGGCUGCUGUGUGUUCUCCUACUGGCUGGGAUCAUAGGCCUGUCUGUCUACUAUAACAGAGUCAUCAAAGAUUCUGAGGAUAAAAGGAACAUCUUGUCACAGAGUUGUUCCCUUUAUGAGACAAACACAACUGCAGAGAGAGACCAGUUACAGACCAGAUACAGCAACCUGACUGAAGAGAGAGACCAGUUACAGACCAGAUACAACAACCUGACUGAAGAGAGAGACCAGUUACAGACCAGAUACAGCAACCUGACUGAAGAGAGAGACCAGUUACAGACCAGAUACAACAACCUGACUGAAGAGAGAGACCAGUUACAGACCAGAUACAGCAACCUGACUGAAGAGAGAGACCAGUUACAGACCAGAUACAACAACCUGACUGAAGAGAGAGACCAGUUACAGACCAGAUACAGCAACCUGACUGAAGAGAGAGACCAGUUACAGACCAGAUACAACAACCUGACUGAAGAGAGAGACCAGUUACAGACCAGAUACAACAACCUGACUGAAGAGAGAGACCAGUUACAGACCAGAUACAGCAACCUGACUGAAGAGAGAGACCAGUUACAGACCAGAUACAACAACCUGACUGAAGAGAGAGACCAGUUACAGACCAGAUACAACAACCUGACUGAAGAGAGAGACCAGUUACAGACCAGAUACAACAACCUGACUGAAGAGAGAGACCAGCUACAGACCAGAUACAACAACCUGACUGAAGAGAGAGACCAGUUACAGACCAAAUACAACAACCUGACUGAAGAGAGAGACCAGUUACAGACCAGAUACAACAACCUGACUGAAGAGAGAGACCAGUUACAGACCAGAUACAACAACCUGACUGAAGAGAGAGACCAGUUACAGACCAGAUACAACAACCUGACUGAAGAGAGAGACCAGUUACAGACCAGAUACAGCAACCUGACUGAAGAGAGAGACCAGUUACAGACCAAAUACAACAACCUGACUGAAGAGAGAGACCAGUUACAGACCAAAUACAACAACCUGACUGAAGAGAAAGGCCAUAUUCAGGCAAAGCUUUUUGUGAUGGGGCAGCAUUGUCAGGAGGGAUGGAGGUACUUUGACUCCAGUUUGUACUUCCUCUCUACUGAGAAGAAAACCUGGGAGGAGAGCAGACAGAAUUGUAAGAGGAGAGGAGCCGACCUCGUGAUCAUAAACAGCAGAGAGGAACAGACAUUUCUCUUCAACCUCCACCUGAGAGCCUGGAUUGGUCUGACCGACUCUGUCACUGAGGGGACCUGGAAGUGGGUGGACGGCACAUCACUGACCACAGGGUACUGGAGCGCAGGACAGCCUGAUGAUAAUGGGCAGGAGGACUGUGCUGAGAUAUACUUUAGACAAGAUGACCCUGUAAAGACAUGGAAUGAUGACAAUUGUGGCACAAAUCAUAACUGGAUCUGUGAGAAAGUGGUUCACACAGACCCAGGACAGUGUAGGGAGAAGACACAGGACAGAUGUAUAUUAGAGUUGAGAUUAGAUGUAGAAGUUACUGUAUUUUAUCAGCAGUGUGUUAAGAUGUCAGAGGGAGUCUAUGAAAUCCCAGAUGGAUUUAAUGACGAUGCAAUGAAGAACACAGACAUUGACGGCCAAUUAUAUUCCAACCUAAGAGCCUUCAAGUCCAGUCCAAGAGAUGGAGUUGUUGCUUCAGUACCUGUGUCCACAGAGCCUGAUAGCUCAGGGAAGAGACCCUUCCUAGUUGCUGCAGUGUGUCUGGGGCUGCUGUGUGUUCUACUGGCUGGGAUCAUAGGCCUGUCUGUCUACUAUGAUGGCGUCUCUAAAAGCUUCUCAGCCUAUAAAACCAACUCAUCUGCAGAGAUAGAACAGCUACAGACCAGCAACAACAACCUGACUAAAGAGAGAGACCAGAUACAGACCAGUUACAGCACCCUGACUAAAGAGAGAGACCAGAUACAGACCAGUUACAGCACCCUGACUAAAGAGAGAGACCAGCUACAGACCAGUUACAACACCCUGACUAAAGAGAGAGACCAGCUACAGACUGAGAGAUAUUUUCUUAACUGGAGGCUUACCAAUCUCAGCUGGCAGAAGUUUGAAUCCAGUUGGUACUUCCUGUCUACUGAGUCUAAAACCUGGAAGGAGAGCAGAAAGGACUGUCUGAAGAGAGGAGCAGACCUGGUGAUGAUAAACAGUGAUAAGGAACAGACUUUUCUCUUCAACCUCAAGAAGAGAGUCUGGAUUGGUCUGACUGACUCUGUUAAGGAGGGGACCUGGAAAUGGGUGGACGGCACCCCACUGACCACAAGGUACUGGAAUGACAAGCAGCCUGAUAGUAAAGAUCCUACUGGGGAGGAGGACUGUGUUGAGAUACAUACAGAUUGGACUCCACUUAAGGCAUGGAAUGACAUGUCAUGUGACAGGAAACUCAAUUGGAUUUGUGAAAAAGUGUUUUAACAUCACCAUGACAACGUACUAUAACACAUACAGCAGUUUACAGUGUACACAACUUUAUUCUUCAUUCUCUCUCUCUAUCUCUCUCUCUCACACACACACACACACACACACACACACACACACACACACACACACACACACACACACACACACACACACACACACACACACACACACACACACACACACACACACACACACUCUCUCUCUCUCUAUCACACUUACACACAUUUUCACACACACAUGCAGGUACACACACACACAUGCAGGUACACACACGCAUUCAAAUGCACCUAUUGUUGUAUUAGUUUGUUGUAUCAUAUUAAUAAAAGUCCUACUUAUUU
Oncorhynchus keta (chum salmon) is the source of this 3064-nucleotide messenger RNA. Its product is annotated as C-type lectin domain family 4 member F-like. Bases 93 to 2720 code for a protein of 875 amino acids. Gene Ontology annotation, molecular function: signaling receptor activity. The record is from RefSeq and is a predicted model, not a curated record. The transcript has 12 exons. Lineage: Eukaryota; Metazoa; Chordata; Actinopteri; Salmoniformes; Salmonidae.